GCGCGGAGCCUGCGGGGGCAGGACACCCUCCUCGUCCCGCAGCCCGUAGCCUGGGGAGGGGGGCCCUGCGUGGAGCUCGUCCUGAGCUGGAGAGGGGCGCCCCUUUCCCCUUCCCGAGCCUGGGGGAGAGUGAAUGGAGCUGAUCGUGAGCAGACAGACCAGACCAGAUCAGACCGGCCGGCCCCCUUCCCAAUCGAAAUCCGCCUCCUCCGCAGUCUCCAGAGUUCAGUGGUGGGGAGGGUCCUGGAGAGAACUGGCCACUCAUGAGGAGAGACCCCUCCUCGCCUCUUAAUUUAAUCUCUUUAUCUCCUUCGCCCAUCGCGGGGUCAGUUCGACCCUGACCCCCAAAACUGCCGUGUGUCUGUGGGGAGCCCUCGAGCCUUGCGUGGCACUGAUCCCGCGAAGAGCAUGCCCUUGCACCCCAUCUCUCUGUCUUUUGCUCUCCCCCCAGAUUUUUGUGGGGGAGGUGGAGCGCUGAUGUAUUGAUUCUAUGUGGGGAUAAGGUCGCUGUUUCUCAGCCCUCCCUGCACGGCUUUAACAGCUCCAAGACAACCUGGGGGAAAAGUCCUGGGGCCAGGGGCUCUGACUGGAGCUGAUUUCCGAUGAGGCAUAAGGAGGAGGAAGAAGAAGGGGUUGGACAUAAGGAUUCCUCACACUCAGUUACCCUGCCCCCAACUUAAGCAAGGGAAGGAGAAGCCGCAAUAUUAACUUGGCUUUUCUACCCCCCACCUUCUGCUGCUGCUCCUUGGAUACCUCCUUUUUCAGCAAAAAAGUGACAUGGACUUGUCCGCCCCCCACCCCCAUGGUAUUUUUCCCCCGUGAACAAAACCGAAGGAGGUUCUGGUGGAAGGAGGAGGUGCAGUAGUGAUGGCUUUUGUGUAUGUGCGUUUUUUCUCUUUAGGAAGGGGAACGUUGAGUGGGAACGGCUCUGAACGGUUCCAAGGAGGGGAAGAAAGGAAAAGGGGGUUUCUAGUGAGUAUUUUUUGUUGAGUUCAUGAGGGACAGAGCAGAAACCAGGAUCUGUAAAGUAAGAAAAGGUCAUGUGAUUCACUGUAUGGAUGCUGAAGCUUAGUUCUGUGUAUUAGCCAACAUGCCAUGAAACGAUAGCAUAAAAUCAUUGGAUUAUAAUAACUCUGAAGUUUUGGAACCCAAGUGAUGUUAAAACAAUUUAGGCCUAUUGGAAUAUGGCCACCUGUUAAAAUGCAGAAGCUAAAGGAGCUAUUACAUAUCAAAACUUAUUGAAGACCUGAAUUUCCUGGAUACCUGUCAUUUAACCACUUCCUUAAAUGACCACGAUUGGGAUCUCAUGCAACCAGUGUAUAUUUUGGAGACUAUUCUUCAAAAGGGAAUUGUGCAUUUAAAAAGCAGAGAUGACUAUAUCUUUUUUUGGAACUUACUAAAGCUAAACAUAUUUACAAAUCAUGACCAGCUUGAAGCGGUCCCAGACUGAAAGAGCUGUUGCCACUGGGGUAGCAGUUGGAACAGAUGGUGGUUCUAAAGUCCAUUCAGAUGACUUUUACAUGAGGCGCUUUAGGUCGCAGAAUGGCAGCUUAGGAUCUGCAGUCAUGGCUCCAGGGGGGCCUUCACGCAGUGAAGGUCCCCACCACCUUACCUCUACUCCUGGUGUUCCCAAAAUGGGAGUUAGGGCCAGGAUUGCUGACUGGCCCCCAAGGAAGGAAAAUGUCAAAGAAACUACCAGAUCUAGUCAGGAAAUUGAAACAUCAAGUUGCCUUGAUAGUAUUUCCUCUAAAAGCAGUCCUGGGAGUCAGGGGAGCUCUGUUAACCUGAAUGCUAGUGACUCUGUCAUGCUAAAGAGUAUCCAGAACACUCUAAAAAACAAAACAAGACAAUCUGAGAAUCUAGAUUCUAGGUUUCUUACACCUGAUGGUUACCCCAGUUCCCCUAGGAAAGCCCUUCGCAGAAUAAGACAACGCAGUAACAGUGACAUUACCCUAAGUGAGCUUGAUGUGGAUAGCUUUGAUGAAUGUAUUUCACCCACUUUUAAAUCUGGGCCAUCACUGCACAGGGAAUAUGGCAGCACAUCCUCAAUAGAUAAACAGGGAACUUCAGGGGAGAGUUUUUUUGAUUUAUUAAAGGGUUAUAAAGAUGAGAAAUCUGACCAGAGAAGCCCAGCUCCAUCAAAGCUCAGUGAACUUCUGAUAGCCAGUGGAAGCAAGGGUUCAGGAUUCUCUUUGGAUGUGAUCGAUGGGCCUAUCACUCAGAGAGAGAACCUCAGACUCUUUAAGGAAAGGGAGAAACCACUGAAAAGGCGCUCAAAAUCAGAGACAGGAGAUUCUUCUAUUUUUCGUAAGUUGCGUAAUGCCAAAGGUGAAGGAGAACUCUCAAAGUCUUCAGACCUUGAAGAUAACAGGUCAGAAGACAGUGUUAGGCCUUGGACUUGUCCAAAAUGCUUUGCCCAUUAUGAUGUUCAGAGUAUUUUAUUUGAUUUAAAUGAAGCAGCAGUCAACCGACAUAAUGUUAUUAAAAGAAGAAACACUACAACAGGAGCUUCUGCUGCUGCUGCUGCAUCAUUAGUUUCUGGGCCUUUGUCCCAUUCUGCAAGUUUCAAUUCUCCCAUGGGCAGCACUGAAGACCUGAAUUCAAAAGGAAAUCUCAAUAUGGACCAGGGGGAUGAUAAAAGCAAUGAACUUGUGAUGAGUUGUCCUUAUUUUCGUAAUGAGAUUGGUGGGGAAGGAGAACGGAAGAUCAGCCUGUCCAAAUCCAAUUCAGGUUCCUUCAGUGGAUGCGAAAGUGCCUCUUUUGAGUCUACUCUUAGCUCCCAUUGCACAAAUGCAGGAGUGGCAGUACUUGAAGUACCCAAGGAAAAUCUGUUGUUACAUUUAGAUAGAGUGAAAAGAUACAUUGUUGAACAUGUGGACCUUGGUGCAUACUAUUAUCGGAAAUUCUUCUAUCAGAAGGAACACUGGAACUAUUUUGGGGUAGAUGAGAGCCUGGGUCCAGUAGCUGUGAGCAUUAGAAGAGAAAAACCGGAUGAAAUAAAAGAAAAUGGACCUCUAUAUAACUACCGCAUCAUUUUCAGAACCAGUGAGCUUCUGACUUUAAGAGGCUCUGUGCUGGAAGAUGCUAUCCCUUCAACUGCAAAGCAUUGCACAGCCAGAGGACUUCCCCUAAAAGAAGUGCUUGAACAUGUGGUUCCUGAGCUGAAUAUCCAUUGCCUCAGAUUGGCUUUCAACACUCCUAAAGUCACAGAGCAGCUUAUGAAACUGGAUGAACAAGGGUUAAGCUAUCAGCUGAAGGUGGGGAUCAUGUAUUGCAAAAGUGGGCAGAGCACUGAAGAGGAAAUGUACAACAAUGAGUCAGCAGGGCCAGCCUUUGAAGAGUUUCUUCAGCUCUUGGGAGAACGAGUUCGACUUAAGGGGUUUGAAAAGUACCGUGCUCAGCUGGACACUAAGACUGAUUCAACAGGAACUCACUCUCUCUAUACAACUUACAAGGACUAUGAAAUCAUGUUUCAUGUUUCCACCAUGCUGCCAUACACUCCUAACAACAAGCAACAGCUCCUGAGAAAACGGCAUAUUGGAAACGAUAUUGUGACGAUUGUUUUCCAGGAAACUGGCGCACAGCCAUUCAGCCCAAAGAACAUUCGUUCUCACUUCCAGCACGUCUUUGUCAUUGUAAGAGUGCACAACCCCUGCACUGACAACAUCUGUUACAGUGUUGCUGUGACAAGAUCCAGAGAUGUACCAUCGUUUGGACCACCAAUCCCAAAAGGUGUUACCUUUCCUAAAUCAAAUGUGUUCAGGGACUUCUUACUGGCCAAAGUGAUUAAUGCAGAGAAUGCUGCUCAUAAAUCCGAGAAGUUCCGUGCCAUGGCCACCAGGACUCGCCAAGAGUACUUGAAAGACCUAGCAGAAAAGAAUGUCACCAAUACACCCAUUGACCCAUCUGGCAAGUUCCCCUUCAUUUCACUAGCCUCAAAAAAGAAGGAAAAGUCCAAACCUUAUCCAGGAGCAGAGCUCCAUAGUUCUGGUGCCAUUGUGUGGAGUGUCCAUGCAAAGGACUAUUGCAAGAGUAUGGAAAUAGACUGUCUCUUGGGUGUAUCUAAUGAGUUUGUAGUUCUCAUUGAGCAGGAUACAAAGAGUGUGGUGUUCAAUUGUUCCUGCAGAGAUGUGAUAGGGUGGACUUCAACCGACACAAGCAUCAAACUCUUCUAUGACAGGGGUGAAUGUGUUUCUGUGGAGAGCUUUAUCAACAGCUCCGAUGAUAUCAAAGAGGUCGUAAAAAGGCUGGAGUUUGUGACAAAGGGCUGUGAGACCACGGAGAUGACUUUACGUAGGAAUGGAUUGGGUCAGCUUGGUUUCCAUGUGAACUAUGAAGGCAUUGUGGCAGAUGUUGAGCCCUAUGGCUAUGCUUGGCAGGCAGGAUUACUACAGGGCAGCCGGCUAGUGGAGAUCUGCAAAGUGGCUGUAGCCACUCUAAGCCAUGAGCAAAUGAUUGACCUGCUGAGAACAUCAGUAACCGUGAAGGUUGUCAUCAUUCCUCCCCAUGAGGACUGCACUCCACGCAGGAGUUGUUCAGAAACCUGUCGCAUGCCAGUGAUGGAAUACAAAGUGAAUGAAGGAGUUCCAUAUGAAUUCAAAUUCCCCUUCAGAAACAACAACAAAUGGCAACGAAAUGCAAACAAGGGGCAAGGGCCUCAUAUGUCACAGGUACCAUCCCAGAUACAAAGUCCAGUAACCUCUAGGAUUGGUUCAGGGAAAGGAGAAGGGAAAAUGCCGCCCCAAGAGCGAGCAGCCAACAUUCCCCGCAGCAUCUCUAGUGAUGGACGUCCAUUGGAGAGCCGGCGGUUGUCUCCUGGUUCCGAUGUCUACGUCACAGUUUCAUCCAUUGCCUUAGCAAGAUCACAGCAGUGUCGUAGCUCCCCCAGUAAUCUGUUGUCCUCGAGUGAGACUGGCUCUGGUGGGGGAACCUACAGACAAAAAUCUAUGCCAGAAGGGUUCGGAAUGAGUCGUAGAUCCCCUGCCUCCAUUGACAGGCAGAACACGCAGACAGAUACUGGUGGCAGCGGCAAAUCCACACCAAGCUGGCAGAGGAGUGAGGAUAGUAUUGCUGACCAGAUGGAACCCACAUGCCAUCUCCCAGCUGUAUCAAAAGUACUGCCAUCCUUCAGAGACGGCCCCAGUGGAAGACUGAUGAGGCAGGAUCCUGUUGUUCACUUGUCUCCAAAUAAGCAGGGUCAUUCUGACAGCCACUACUCCAGCCACUCCAGUAGCAAUACUCUCUCCAGCAAUGCCUCCAGUGCCCAUAGUGAUGAGAAAUGGUAUGACAGUGGUGAUCGCACUGAGUCAGAGCUGAACAGCUACAACUACCUUCAAGGGACUUCAGCUGAUAGUGGCAUAGAUACCACCUCAUAUGGCCCCAGCCACGGCAGCACAGCUUCUCUGGGAACCUCAGCAACGUCUCCUCGAUCAGGGCUUACAAAGGAGAAAGUGACACCACUGUGGCAUAGUUCCAGUGAAGUAGUCUCCAUCGCAGACAGGACUUUAGAAAAAGAAAGCCAUGUUGUAGAUCGGAAGACGGAGUCUUCACUAAGCCUGGAUAUUCAUACCAAGAGUCAACCAGCCUCCAAUCCUUUAACAAGAGAGAACAGUGCUUAUAGUCUUAGUGAUGCUGUUUCCCACGCAAGUACCAUGAGCUCACGACACUCUGCCAGCCCAGUUGUUUUCACCAGUGCCAGAAGUUCACCUAAAGAAGAGAUUCAUUCCACUACUUCCCCACAGCUCGCACCUUCUUUCUCCUCCUCCUCUUCCUCCUCCUCUGGUCCUAGGACUUUCUACCCUCGCCAGGGUGCUACUAGCAAGUACCUGAUUGGAUGGAAAAAACCUGGAGGGACAAUAAACUCUGUGGGGUUUAUGGAUACCAGAAAACGUCACCAGAGUGAUGGCAAUGAAAUGGCCCAUCCACGGUUGCGUGCAUCAGCCAGAGAUCUACGGGCAUCACCAAAACGAGCAUCCAAGUCCACUGUUGAGGAAGAGCUGAAGAAACUGAUAGAUCUUGACAGCCCAACGCCAGAGUCCCAGAAGAAUUUUAAGUCUCCGUUCCCUAGCACUCCUACCACAAAGCGUGCCUUGCAGAGGACUCUGUCAGAUGAGAGUAUUUAUAGCGGUCAAAGGGAACACUUCUUCACCUCACGGGCCUCCCUCUUGGACCAAGCCCUGCCAAAUGAUGUCCUGUUCAGCAGCACAUAUCCUUCUCUCCCCAAAUCACUACCCUUACGAAGACCAUCGUACACUUUAGGAAUGAAGUCAUUACAUGGAGAGUUCUCAGCCUCAGACAGCUCCCUCACAGACAUCCAGGAUCAGAGAAAGCAGUCCAUGCCAGACCCGGGUCUUAUGCCCUUGCCCGAUUCUGCCUCCGAUCUGGACUGGUCAAACUUGGUAGAUGCUGCCAAAGCUUUUGAGGUUCAGCGAGCCUCAUUCUUUGCUGCUGGUGAUGAAAACAACAGACCUGUGAGUGCUGCUUCCAAUAGUGAUCAGAUUGAGGACCAGCUUACUGCACAGAUGAAGGCUUACACAGGUAAAGAGUCUCCUCCUAGUCUCGCUUCCAAAGUGGACCAGCUGGAAAGUUUGCUGAAGAUGCUCCAAGAGGAUUUAAAGAGGGAAAAGGAAGACAAAGCCAGUCUUCAGGCAGAAGUGCAACAUUUGCGAGAAGACAACUUACGGUUACAGGAGGAGUCCCAGAGUGCAUCUGAGAAACUGAAGAAAUUCACUGAAUGGGUUUUCAACACGAUUGAUAUGAACUGAGAACAGUAAAUGGGGAAGGAAAACAUCAGUUAUAAAUAAUUGUUAGUGAGACUUCGCUUUAAUGCCACCUUAAUCAUGAUAUGUGAAAGUAUAAUCAGAGCACUUCCCCGCCCUACGUACUCUGAUGGCUCCUUUUUGCGCCUCUGCACGCACUCAGAACAAUCGCAGAUUAACAAUCAUUGUUUGCCUUUUGUAGAAAAACAAAGAAAUAAUUUAAAAAAGGUAAAAUAAAAGUUUAAUGGUUGAAAUGUGAAUGUCUAUUUUUUGCACAUUAUCUCUCUACCUGUUAUGUACAAAAUGAUUGGGAGGCUGGACCAGAAUUGUUCGGUCUAUUUGCCUCUAUUUAUUUCUAUUAACUCCUUUCUAUCUGUUUCAGGUAAUCUGCUUUUCCUUGCUGCUUUGAUAAAUAUUAUGAAACUAGAAAGAAAUGUUUAUUUUGCUGCUUUCCUUACAUUGUUUUCUGAAGUAUGCCACAGACAAGGGGAUGUAAAACAAUGUUUUAGGUGUCUCCUGAAUGAUUUGUGCUUGAUCACUAGUGCUAUCUUCACAUACGUUAUACAGAACAUAUGCCCAUAGUGAAUGGUACAGUACAAUCAGCAUCAAAACAUUGGAAGAGAGAGUAGACACUUGAGGCAUGGAUGAGUCAGAUUAUCACACAUGUCCUUGCAUUAGCACUUCUAGUUGCCUUUGUUUCCUAUGGAAGCAAUGGUUGCCAGGUACUUUAGGAAUAGUGCAACUUGGCAUGCUAAAUGGCUUGCUGCGUCAGGCUGACUGAGAGUAACUGCUGUACUUCUGCUUAAGCCUUGUCUCUGUCCCUCCCCUACCUGAGGAUCUAUUACCUACCUAUAUAUAGUAGGUCCCUGGCUGAAGCUGUAAAAUGUUUGAUUUUUUUUCAAACUGUAUGCAUUUUCUUAUACACCAUAUAUGCCAUGUCAUUGCACCUGUCCUCCUAUCCCCACCCAGUUUGGUCAUAGAACUUUUCAAAUUAAAAAAAGGCAGAAGAAAUGUUUAUUAAUCUCAACUAUAUAGCAGGUCUUUGACAUUAGUAAACUUUUAAUAACCUUGUUUUGGAUAAUGCAAAUGGGGAAAUAUAAAGCUGUAGUUAGAGACUUUUUCCCCUUCCUUACAUAGUGGGACAAGGAGGGAAGCGGUAUUUUAACUCUUGGAUCUCAGAUGUCUGGAUUUCCCAGUGCAACUGGUUAGCAUAAGAUUUAGUUCCCCGCCUGCCUGGCACCAGGAAGAUUAACUUGUUUUUCUUUGAAGGAGCUAUAAACUUGCCAUAAAAUGUCACCUCUCCAGAAAUACCUUUUUGAUGUCACAAUAUAACUCAUACUACAACCUGCACAGAUUUGGAUGCAAGCCACAUGCAGUGAAGUAUCAUCUUUGCCCUUUUCUGUAUGCAUCCACUAACAGCUUCACAUUGAAACACACAUUGCCUUACAUAAGUAACGUAUUAUUUGUCCAUUUCAGGUAUAGCUUCCCCAUCUUUCCCAGUCACCCACUCUUGCAAAAGAAAUAAUCAGUGGGAAUCUUCCAAGCUCUCUCUGGUGCCCUUUUUCAUGCUCUUUAAUCCUACUACACAGAAACUUGCUACACUUUGACCUAAAGCUUGAUUUGUGGUGAUAAUCCCCAUGAAUUCUUCUCUGAUAAUGUUUUUCAUGGAAAUGAAUCUAUUUGGAACUAUUUCUGGAGUGCUUUUGUAAAGGUUGAGAAUGUCCUGUUAUUUUUUUAAAAAUGACUUGUAUGAAGGAGAUUUGUAUAAUGCCUGAUAUUAUUUGUAAAUGGGAAAUAUUGCUAACAUCCCUGAGCAUCCUGAAGUCUUGCUUAUUCUCUUCAAUUUUUAAGUUUGUUUUGGUUUUUAUUUUAUUUUUAAAAAGUUUUGGGACUUGGGGCAGACUAUUUAUUAGAGUUUUGCAACAGAGUUCUUGUAUGAAGCCUCUAAAGGCAACUUGUAAAAUUCUGACAAUAAAACUCAUU
This is a messenger RNA of Gopherus evgoodei (Goodes thornscrub tortoise), 8741 nucleotides long. RefSeq names its product signal induced proliferation associated 1 like 1 (gene SIPA1L1). Gene Ontology annotation, molecular function: protein binding; GTPase activator activity. Gene Ontology annotation, biological process: activation of GTPase activity; regulation of small GTPase mediated signal transduction. The transcript is spliced from 23 exons. NCBI's taxonomy places the organism in Eukaryota, Metazoa, Chordata, Testudines, Testudinidae. Gene Ontology annotation, cellular component: cytoplasm. Bases 1422 to 6764 code for a protein of 1780 amino acids. The record is from RefSeq and is a predicted model, not a curated record.